Crotalus tigris (Tiger rattlesnake) is the source of this 2116-nucleotide messenger RNA. Its product is annotated as transforming growth factor beta-2 proprotein. The record is from RefSeq and is a predicted model, not a curated record. Gene Ontology annotation, biological process: SMAD protein signal transduction; transforming growth factor beta receptor signaling pathway; BMP signaling pathway. Gene Ontology annotation, molecular function: cytokine activity; type II transforming growth factor beta receptor binding; type III transforming growth factor beta receptor binding. The transcript is spliced from 6 exons. Gene Ontology annotation, cellular component: extracellular region. Bases 203 to 1033 code for a protein of 276 amino acids. NCBI's taxonomy places the organism in Eukaryota, Metazoa, Chordata, Lepidosauria, Squamata, Viperidae.
UUAAACAAUUAAUGAUCUCAAAAUUAAUUGCUGGAAGUUGUAUCAUCCUAAAGACAUUUCCGUCACUGUUUCUGGGAUCUGUCUUAUGUUGCAGUCUGUACAAAAAAAAGCUUUGUAUUUAUAAUUUUAAUUUCUUGCAGAUUUCAUCUCAACAAGCAAUCAAAACCCAUAUUUUAGAAGAGUGAGGUUUGAUGUCUCAGCAAUGGAGAAAAAUGCUUCCAAUUUAGUGAAAGCGGAAUUUAGAGUUUUCCGCUUACAGAAUCCAAAAGCUCGUGUAUCAGAACAACGGAUAGAACUGUAUCAGAUGAUCAAAAACAAAGAUCCCACAUCACCUACACAACGCUAUAUUGAUAGCAAGGUCGUGAAAACAAGAGCUGAGGGUGAAUGGUUAUCUUUUGAUGUAACUGAGGCUGUACAUGAAUGGCUCCAUCACAAAGACAGGAAUUUGGGACUUAAGAUCAGUUUACAUUGUCCGUGCUGUACAUUUGUGCCUUCAAAUAAUUAUAUUAUCCCAAACAAAAGUGAAGAAUUAGAGGCAAGAUUUGCAGGUAUUGAUGACCACCCUUAUUCCAGUGGUGAGAAAGCUUUAAAGUCGAGUAGGAAAAAAUACAGUGGGAAGAGCCCACAUCUUCUGCUAAUGUUAUUACCCUCCUACAGACUUGAGUCGCAACAAUCCAGUCGGCGGAAGAAGCGUGCUUUAGAUGCUGCUUAUUGUUUUAGGAAUGUGCAAGAUAACUGCUGUCUACGUCAAUUUUAUAUUGAUUUCAAGAAAGAUCUUGGAUGGAAAUGGAUACAUGAACCUAAAGGAUAUCAUGCAAAUUUCUGUGCAGGAGCUUGUCCCUAUUUAUGGAGCUCAGACACUCAGCACAGUAGAGUGCUUAGCUUGUAUAACUCAAUCAACCCAGAGGCAUCUGCAUCUCCCUGCUGUGUAUCUCAGGAUCUGGAACCCCUCACUAUCUUGUAUUACAUUGGCAAAACACCCAAAAUUGAACAGCUUUCAAAUAUGAUUGUAAAGUCUUGCAAAUGCAGCUAAGGGAUGUAUUGGAGCAUUUUGGAAUAUGUAUAUUUUUUUUUCCUCUGGAGAGAAAAGAAGAAAAAGAAACAUUCAAAAAGAAGGAAACAAAAAAUAUAUAUCAUCCAUGGUUUUUAAAAAGAAAAAAAAAAGAAAAUGAAACGGUACUAGUCUGAAUGGAUUGAAAGUUGGUUUCACUGUUUCGUGUUUUGUUUUUAAACGGUCAUCUGAUGCAAAACCGUGACGCCUUAUCCUACAUUUCAUCUACUUGGUUAGUGAGAUAGACAUGAAGCAUUUUUUAGGAAAGCAGAAAUACUAACAAGAAAGAAAAGAAAGGAAACGUUUUUUAAAAAAAUAAACACUGGAAGAAUUUGUUAAGAGUUCUUAUGUGAAAGGAAAAAACAGGAAAAACCCAUUAAGUGGAGUUGCUGUAUCUAUCCCGUGGCUUACUUGAUUUUUAUAUUGUUAUGCCAUAGAUGCCCUAUCUGUUCCUUGUAGUUUUUAGAAUUAACAGUGCAUUAUUUAUUUUUGUGUAAUGCGAUCAAACAAGAAUAUGUAUUGCCCUAGGGGUUAUGGGGACAGACUAGAAAGACACAAAUAAUCAGACCAAAUAAACGACUAAAAAUGUUUUUAAUCUCUGGGGAACAUGAACUCAGAAAUAUCCUGAAAACAAUAAUUAGUUUAUCCCAAUUAAAACAAAACUCUGUUAUUACAUCAUUAAGAAAGCCUACUAUAAAAGAAGAGCCACACACACCUUGUUUUCUUGCGGAAAGCCUGAGAGGGCUUCUCAUAUCAUUGUUAUAAUACUGAGGAGGUUAUUAAUAAAGGACAUUCUGUUUUCGUCUCAAAGACAAAUCUAUUAAGAUUAAAACAACAACUGUAAAUGAAUAAACUGUCAAUUUAGUAAGCCAGUGAAAUAUUUAACAUGUACCGGUCUCAUCUUCAGACCCUAAUAUGUUGCUGUAUAGCUAUGCUUUGAGAUUGUUUUUGAUAUAUGUAACCACACCUAUAAUAUUAAAAAAAGGGUGGAUAGUAAGAAGCCAGCUAAAUUGGAAACGUAUCUGUAGAUCUCUAUUGUAAACUAUUAAAAAAUUAAGUACUUUA